AUGAAUACAGAUACAUUAGAACAAUUCAUAGAAAAGAUAAAGUCAACAAACUAUUACUCACCCCCACAUUCAUGCGAUGAAGGUGCUGUCCACUAUGCUUCUAAGGAUACAGAGCACUUAACAUUACCUCGUUUUAUUCCUACUAUGUCUGAAGAUCUCAAAAAAACUUAUUUCAAAAUUUACAAUAAUAAUGAUGUUCUUGCUGCUCAGAUACUUUCCAUAAUUGCGAUAAAUGGAAGUAAAUCCGUUAAACAUUGCAUAUCUAAUAUAAGUUUAGAUUCAAAAACAGGAGAUACAGUUAUAGAAUUGAUUGAUUUCCAAAAGGACAUCUUUAAGGAAUAUGAUAACAUUUGCAAAGUUAGAAGAGUAUAA
This is a messenger RNA of Trichomonas vaginalis G3, 372 nucleotides long. RefSeq lists its product as uncharacterized. The record is from RefSeq and is a predicted model, not a curated record. NCBI's taxonomy places the organism in Eukaryota, Parabasalia, Trichomonadida, Trichomonadidae. Bases 1 to 372 code for a protein of 123 amino acids. The transcript has a single exon.